Messenger RNA from Paramecium pentaurelia, 534 nucleotides. The record is from the annotation of a GenBank genome assembly. NCBI's taxonomy places the organism in Eukaryota, Ciliophora, Oligohymenophorea, Peniculida, Parameciidae.
AUGAUUGAUUAGGCCAUUUAAUUUUAUUAUUUUAUGGAACAACCUAUUUCAUUUCUUGAAAUCUUAAACUAACCUCUAUUAGAUAGCUAGUCUAAAUUGAAUUACUUUAAAAUGAAAUAUGCUCAUCAAUCAAAUAAAUUUAAUUAGCUAAGAAUUUCUACAGAAUAAAAUAUAAUAUCCGACAGCCUAAUGAUUAACUUCAAUAUUUAAAGUCCUAAUUUUAAGGUCCAAUAAAAGUUUGAUUACAAUCAUAAUAAACUAACUAUUCAUUCUCAAAUCAUAACAUAACACGCUACUCCUAAAUCAUCAAGAUCAAAUAGUCCUCUAAAAAGAGUUUAUUUAAGUUCUAGUUUAGUAGCUCGCAGACAACUUAAUGGUUAUGUAAAAAACAAUAAAUCACCUGAUCCUUAUGAUAUUAAUCAUUAUCCUUAUGAUAUUCAUCAAUAGAUGACUAAAAAAGUGAAAAAAAAGAAAAUUGAUACUUCUGAUCUCAUCUCGAAAACAACAUAUCAUUUAUCAAAAUAUGGUAUUUGA